AUGUCUAUUAUAACAGCUGAAGAUAUUAAAGACUACAUAGGUUCAAUCUCUGCAUUGUCGUCUUGCUCACAAUUGAUGACUUGGUUAAAUGGAUUAACGCUGUUGGCAAAAACCUACGAUUCGGCAAAACAAAAGAUUGUCGAUCAUUUUUCGUUUUUUAAAGACAUGCUGAAUUCCGAGAUCACUGCAUUUCAUAAACCAAUAAUGGACUGUUUAAAAGUUCUAUCAACCAGUAAAGUAACAAAUACUCAUAUAGUACGUGAUUCAGAACUUGUGGAAGCACUUGACGAUCUGAGAACAAGCAAUAGUUACAACAUAUAUGCAAGUGACGCCAAGGAAGUUUUAUGGAACUCCAGUAGAGAAAGCGGACAAAUCCCUAUAUUGCCAACCAUUUGUUGUGCACUAGGUUGUGCAACUGCAGUAAAUGUAGUCUUGGCCGCAGAGGAACUUUUCUCUGUUGACUUUCCUGCCAACUUUGAAAUCACCUCUAAACUCGGCCAAGGUUCUUUCGGAACAGUAUUUCUUGUACAGGAUAAAGAACAUCCUGAUCUAAAGAAGUUUGUCGCUAAACAAAUUAAAAUUGACAACAUCAAACAAACAACUAUGGGAUCUCUUGCAAGUUACAUACAUGAGAAAGGCGGUCUAAAUGAACAGAAGACAAGCCUUUUCACAAAGCAAGUACUUGAAGGUCUAAAUUACUUGCAUCAAGAAAACAUCUUACAUCUCGAUAUUAAAGGUAACAACAUUUUACUAGAGAGUGAAUUCAGUGUAAAAAUAGCUGACUUUGGCCUCUCGAAAAUUGUUGAGAAAAAUAAUGAUCCUUUGGUUGUUGAGGAAGGUACAGUUCGAUACAUUGCACCAGAAGUGAUCGCUGGUACUUCGGAUACAGAGUACUAUUCACGGGCUGACAUAUGGAGUGUGGGCUGUACAGUUGUUGAGAUGAUAACCAAGAAACCACCCAACGCUUCUAUUCCAAGCCCGAAAGCUGUGCUCAAUGUCUUUAACAACGAGGAUCUUGUAUUCACACUCCCCGAGCAUUCGUCUAAAGAACUGAAAGAUUUUUUAGACAAAACCUUCACCCAGGAACCCAGAAAGAGACCUUCAGCUGAACAACUGCUACAGACGGAUCGUUUUCUGCUGGGGAACUUCUAAAUUGUCACCCCCACCAGAAAUGUGGUUUUCAACAUAUAAAAAAUUGGUGAAAUCUAAUUCAACAGAAUUAUUGUAAUAUAUUUACUUCAAGAUAUGUAUCAUGUAAUUAUUAUAAAUUUCUAGAAAUGUAUGACAUUUUCAAGUUAACCCUUACGAAAUACUGUUUUAUUAUCAUCAUUAUUCACGUGGAGUUUUUGAGUCUAGAGACGCAUCCAUCGUAUUCGAUUUUGGACAAUUUGUCCAUGUCAGGUUCAAAACAUUCCGGCUUCUAGUGCAUUGCUGACAACCGAUAAUUUCCGUGUUUCUUUCAGCCUUCCAAUUUAUCGCUUUCUUGAAUAUUUCUAUCUGCCGGCAUGUAGUUUUGCGUCUCGAAUUUAAAGACGUUUACGUUUUGUGUAGUGUUUACUCUUAUUUAAUAUGUCCUUACUUUUAAAGUUGAAACUAUAUCAAUUACAUGAAAAAAUGAUAAGUAAGUAAGCUGACUACUGUUUUACUAAACUGUUACAUUACACAUAAUAAAUGGCAGCCUAUGUUUUCCUGUGUUAUGAUAAUCACAUAUGGAUUUCAUAUACAAGAGCUGGAAAGACAAAUGACCGUUUCACCGUGUCCUUUAUUUCAUAUAGUAAAUAAAUAUUUCGUAAAGUAUUAUUUUCUUUGCAAUUUAUCAAUAGUUCGAUAAAUCAUCGCCAUUUAUGUAUAAUAAAUUACUUUUUUUCCUUAAAUGUGUUUAAAUUCUAAUUUUUUUUUUAUUACAACAACUUUUAAUUUUUUGAAAUCGACGGAACUAAUAUAAAUUUAAUACAUUGUGUUGACUGUAUUAGAUCAUUUGUAUUGCAUGUUUUAUUUAAUCAAAUCACAUUUUAAAUCCACACAUACAUAAUUUUAUAGUUUAAAUUAAAAACGACAAUAGUUGCUUUUAGUUUGUGUGCUUUCUUAAGAAUGUUUUUUUUUAUAUUAUAAUAUUAUGUAGACGAACAU
Messenger RNA from Physella acuta, 2130 nucleotides. RefSeq names its product mitogen-activated protein kinase kinase kinase 2-like. Gene Ontology annotation, molecular function: protein kinase activity; ATP binding. Gene Ontology annotation, biological process: protein phosphorylation. Lineage: Eukaryota; Metazoa; Mollusca; Gastropoda; Physidae. The record is from RefSeq and is a predicted model, not a curated record.